Messenger RNA from Megalops cyprinoides (Indo-Pacific tarpon), 2139 nucleotides. RefSeq names its product tetratricopeptide repeat domain 39A (gene ttc39a). The coding region runs from base 49 to 1761 and encodes 570 amino acids. The record is from RefSeq and is a predicted model, not a curated record. Gene Ontology annotation, molecular function: protein binding. NCBI's taxonomy places the organism in Eukaryota, Metazoa, Chordata, Actinopteri, Elopiformes, Megalopidae. The transcript is spliced from 19 exons.
UCUCUCUCUCUCUCUUUCUCUCUCUCUGUCUCUCUAACGCGUUACCAGAUGAAAAUGUCAGGGGAAGCAGAAACUCUGUCGAACGGGUCACAGAAGUCAGACCUUUCUGUUGCCCUUGACGACUGCAUGGCAGCCCUGGACCUGUUCCUGCACAAUGACUUUGAGGAGGCUCUAUCUAGACUCCGGUGCAGAACCAAAGACAGCAUGUACCACGCCCUCACAUAUGCCACCAUCCUUGAGAUGCGGGCGAUGAUGACUUUUGACCCUGAGGACAUACUAGCUGCUGGAAACACCAUGAAAGAUGCCCAGGCAGUUUGCCAGCGGCAUUGUAAGUGCUCUUCAGUGACUUCCUCCUUCAACAGCAUGGGCAACAAAAAUUACACUGAAGAGGAGCUGCAUGCUGAGGUGUGCUAUGCAGAGUGUCUCCUGCAGAGGGCAGCGCUCACAUUUCUGCAGGAUGAAAACAUGAUUAGUUUCAUCAAAGGAGGAAUUAAAGUGAGGAACAGUUACCAGACGUACAAGGAGCUCCAUACUGUCUUGCAGUCAGCGGGCUACGUCCAAGGGGACAGUCACAGCCACUUUGAAGGAGGGGUCAAGCUCGGAGUGGGAGCCUUCAAUCUAAUGCUGUCCAUGCUGCCCACCCGUAUCCUCAGGUUGUUGGAGUUUGUCGGGUUUUCUGGCAACAAGGAGUUUGGCCUACAGCAGCUGCAGGAGGGCUCCUCCACACACACAUUCAGGGCCUUCCUCUGCAACAUGCUGCUGCUCUGCUACCACACCUUCAUGAGCUUCAUCCUGGGUACAGGCGAAGGGGAUGUGGAGGAUGCAGAAAAGCUACUGCAGCCCUAUCUUAAGCAGUAUCCUAAGGGAGCGAUCUUCUUGUUCUUUGCUGGGCGGAUUGAGGAGAUCAAAGGAAACCUUGAUGCUGCCAUUGGUCGUUUUGAAGAGUGCUGUGAAGCCCAGCAGCACUGGAAGCAGUUCCACCAUAUGUGCUACUGGGAGCUGAUGUGGUGUUUCACUUAUAAGAGACACUGGAAGAUGGCGUACUUCUAUGCUGACUUAUUGAGCAAGGAGAACGCCUGGUCCAAGGCCACAUAUGCGUAUAUGAAGGGAGCCUACCUCAGCAUGCUCAGCAGGGAGGAGUGCACACCUUUUGGGGAGAGCGAGGUGGCACUGUUCAGACAGGUUCCUGGACUGAAGCAGAAGAUAGCAGGGAAGUCUCUGCCUACGGAGAAGUUUGCCAUUCGAAAAGCCCGCCGCUACCUAGCAGAGAAUCCCCUGCCCCUUCCUGCCCCAGCUCUGGAGAUGAUGUACAUCUGGAAUGGGUACACGGUGAUUGGGAAACACAGAGACCUGACUGAAGGGAUGCUGAAGACCCUGGACGAGGUCCAGAAAAAACUGGAGCAAAACCCAAAAACAGAGUUCUCCAUAGAUGACCAGUGUCUGGUGAGCCUACUGAAGGGCCUUUGUCUGAAGCACCUGGGUCACAAGGAGGAGGCUGAACACUACUUUACCCUGGUUGUGUGCAAUGAAACACAGAUCAAGUAUGAUCACUACUUAGUGCCCAAUGCUCUGCUGGAACAUGGGCUGCUGUGCCUGGAGCAAGGAAGGAACGAAGAGGCUGUCAGACUGCUGGAGGCAGCCAAGCAAAAUUAUAAGAACUACUCCAUGGAGUCCAGGACACAUUUCCGAAUACAGGCUGCUUUGCACAAGGCCCAGGCCACAGAAGAGAAUGGAGACCACUGUGUGCCAUCCAGCCCAUAGCUGGUGGGACCAGGGCGGGGCUAAAGUCCUGCUAUCAUGCCGUCCUCAGUCUUGAUGAGCAGGGAUGGACCUCACAGGGACAGGGUGUCAAACCAUGCAUCUCCUUGCCCACAGAGCUAAGGAACUGGCCUGAAGCUGUAAGAAAUCCCACACAAACCGAGAUACAUUCACACACAUACUCUCACAUAGAUGCACAGAAAGAUACACACAUAGUACACACAGAUACACGUACGCAAGCAGACACACAGACACAUACUCACAUAGACACAUGCACAAGUACUCUGAGACUCAUUCGCAUGCCUACACACCAAUACAUGUGCACUAACAGGAACUUUCUCUUUUUGUCAUAUGCUCACAUAUCUGUUGUUACACAAACAC